Molecule: messenger RNA, 555 nt
Organism: Aphanomyces astaci
Lineage: Eukaryota; Oomycota; Saprolegniomycetes; Saprolegniales; Verrucalvaceae
Exons: 4
Source: RefSeq, a predicted model, not a curated record
CCCACGACUCAAGUCCCAAGCGCCACGUCAGGCCAAUCGACCGACGAAAUGACGUUCUUAAUGCUGUCUUUGUCUCCGCAUCUCUUCGCCGAAGAUCCCCAUGAUAUGAUCUCUUUUAGCGCGACCACAUCUUCGAUACGACGACCUGCCGGCAUGGCCACAUACGAGGGCUUACCUGACCUAGGGCCACUCGUACGGCCGAUCCUCGAGCAGCCCCGCGGGGCAGACGGGACCACCGACUUCAAAACGGCAGGAGCGGACUUAGAUUUCCGCGCCCCCAUCACCAACCACUUUGUCAUCCCGAGUAACACGUGGACCAUCGUGCAAAACAGUCCCAUCCACGACCCAUGGUUCAUACGACACCUGCGGUGCACGCGAGGCACGUACCAGCGCAUCUGCCAAAAUGUCGAAGUGCAUGACAGCGCAGUCACUGCCGACAAAAAAAAAGUAAGCGACUGCGGCGAGUGGGAAAGUCAAAAGCGGAGCGAGCGGCAGCGGCAGUGGCGAGCGAGAAGGUUAUCCAGCGAGACCUACGCAGCGAGAACAGCGACUUAA